Nipponia nippon (crested ibis) is the source of this 1622-nucleotide messenger RNA. NCBI's taxonomy places the organism in Eukaryota, Metazoa, Chordata, Aves, Pelecaniformes, Threskiornithidae. The record is from RefSeq and is a predicted model, not a curated record.
ACCAUGACCACUGAUGAGGCCACCAAGAGUGAAGGGGAGGUGCAGGUGGUGGCUCUUGCCGAGCGUGGGGAGGACAUCACACCAGCUCGAGACCGAGGGGUCCUGAAGAUCAUUAAACGACCCGGGAGCAAAGAUGAGUCCCCCAUGAUUGGGGACAAGGUUUACGUCCACUACAAAGGCAAACUGGCCAACGGUAAAAAAUUUGACUCCAGCCGCGAUCGGAACGAGCCCUUUGUCUUCAGCUUGGGCAAGGGUCAGGUAAUCAAGGCAUGGGACAUCGGGGUGGCUACCAUGAAGAAGGGAGAGAUCUGCUACUUGCUCUGCAAACCUGAGUACGCAUACGGCUCUGCUGGAAAUGCCCCCAAAAUCCCCUCCAACGCGACCCUCUUUUUCGAGGUUGAAUUGCUUGACUUCAAAGGUGAGGACUUGUUUGAGGAUGGAGGGAUAAUCCGGAGGAUCAAGAGGAAGGGAGAAGGUUACUCUAACCCUAAUGAAGGUGCUACAGUGGAAAUUCACCUGGAGGGAUUCUGUGGCGGCACCAGAUUUGACUGCAAAGAUGUGAAAUUCGUCGUGGGUGAAGGGGAGGACCAUGACAUCCCCAUUGGCAUCGACAAAGCCCUGGAGAAGAUGCAGAGGGGAGAGCACUGCGUCCUCUACCUCGGGCCACGGUAUGGCUUUGGCGAGGCAGGGAAGCCGAAAUAUGGCAUCCAGGCGAAUGCAGAGCUGGUGUACGAGGUUACACUGAAAAGCUUUGAAAAGGCCAAGGAGUCGUGGGAGAUGGACACCAAAGAGAAGCUGGAGCAGGCUGCCGUUGUCAAGGAGAAAGGCACAAUGUACUUCAAGGAAGGCAAAUACCUGCAGGCAGUGAUUCAGUAUAGGAAGAUCGUGUCCUGGCUGGAAAUGGAGUACGGCUUGUCUGAGAAAGAGUCGAAAGCCUCUGACUCCUUCCUCCUGGCUGCCUUCCUCAACCUGGCCAUGUGCUACCUGAAGCUGCGAGAGUACGCCAAAGCCGUAGAGUGCUGCGAUAAGGCGCUAGGACUGGACCAGGACAACGAGAAGGGCUUGUACCGGAGGGGCGAAGCCAGGUUAUUGAUGAACGAGUUUGAGCUGGCAAAAUGUGACUUUCAAAAAGUGCUGGAAGUGAAUCCACAGAACAAAGCAGCGAAAUCCCAGAUCUCAGUCUGCCAGAAGAAGACGAAGGAGCACAAUGAGCGGGACCGGAGGAUCUAUGCCAACAUGUUUGCAAAGUUUGCAGAGAGGGAUGCAAAGGAAGCAGCUAGCAAAACUGGGGUCGAAAAAGCAGUGGAGAAAGCAGCUUGUGAAAAGGGACUGAAAACUCCUGGUGCUGAAGAAGAAGAGGCCGAAGGACACGUAUGAUGGAGGAGGAGGGGAAGGGAGAGCCUCUUGCCCUCGGCCCACGCAGAAAAAGGUUGCUGCCAGACCUUGGGACUCGCCAGUGUUUUCUUGUAAAGCUUGUUACAGUUUGUGUGAUCGUGGAAGCAAAAAGCGCCUCACAAAGAGCAAUGAACCCUGUCCCACUGCCCUGAGUGCGCUCGGGGGCAGAACGGGAGUGGCGGGAUGCCGUGGGACCACCGCACAUGGAACAAAUAGCUUUUUAACAG